AUGUCAACAUUGUCUGCUUUCUCAGACCAGUUACCUGAUGGGUCAUUACGAGAGAUGAAUUUCUACGACUCUUCCUUCUUCAAAGAUCCAAGCAAACGCCUCCCGACCCCUUCGGAAGUAAAAGCUUUAUCGGAAGAUGCUCAUACGAGCCCCCACCCGAAGCCAAUUAUAUUCAAAGACUCCGAUCUCUUUGUCAAGUUUGGUCCUUGUGUUACCACCGCAGAAGCACAGUGUCUUUGGAUGAUCAAACGGGUCUUUGGCGACGACGUUCCAGUUCCUGAAGUUUUCGGGUGGCGAGUAGAUGAUGAGAAGAACCAUGUUUUCAUCUAUAUGGAGCUUAUCCAAGGACGAACAUUGUUGGAUCGUUGGAACGAACUUACUGAUCUAGAUCAAAACUCGCUCCGUAAUGAUCUUAUUCAGAUCAUUAAAGCUUUACGCCGACUUGAACAAGAUCCUCUUCAGCAAUAUAUUGGUUCGAUAAGCCACCAGAAAGCUCAAGAUUAUGUCUUUCAAUCAUAUCCAGAAGCCGGCCCUUUCUCUACUGUUAAAGAGUUCCAUGACUGGUUUUCCUCUUUACCACAACAACGGCUUCCUCCGUCGAAAAAAUUCAAAGAUCCAUAUAGGGAUUCUUUACCUGACGACGAAGACAUCAAAUUUACUCAUGCAGACCUCCACCGAAGUAACAUCAUGGUUUCUUCCAGCAAGCCUGCUCGUAUCCUUGCUAUCGUGGAUUGGGAGCAAGCAGGGUGGUAUCCAAGCUAUUGGGAAUAUUGCAAAGCACGCUACACAUGCUGGUCCGAGGACGAAUGGCGAUGGGAAUGGAUUGACAAAUUUUUAUGUCCACGACUGCCAGAACUUGAGGUUUUUGUAGAAUACAUAUUAUCAAUAGGGUCUGUCUGA
Messenger RNA from Penicillium chermesinum, 900 nucleotides. RefSeq lists its product as uncharacterized. Lineage: Eukaryota; Fungi; Ascomycota; Eurotiomycetes; Eurotiales; Aspergillaceae. The transcript is spliced from 2 exons. The record is from RefSeq and is a predicted model, not a curated record. The coding region runs from base 1 to 900 and encodes 299 amino acids.